Molecule: messenger RNA, 684 nt
Organism: Anisakis simplex (herring worm)
Lineage: Eukaryota; Metazoa; Nematoda; Chromadorea; Rhabditida; Anisakidae
Source: the annotation of a GenBank genome assembly
AUGUGUGCAGAUUUAAUAACGUGUUUGGUGAGACAUUAUUUGGGUGAUAAUGCGACUACGAGUGCAGUCUGUAAUCAGUUACGAACCACCUGUCCGACUCUCUUCUCUGACGAAGAUGCUACUGCUACAAGGGCAACUGAAAUGUUAGAAGAAGCGCAUUUAAUGGAGCCGUGUCCGACGCGAACGGAACUGAUUGAUGAGGCGAUUCGUAUGCUGAAAGUUGGUGUUCAUAAACUCAAUCUUCCCGUCAUAUGUCAACUCCUCCACGAAGUGGAUUGCGUGGAAGGUAUAGUUGAGUUGGCAUUAGCACGCGCUGAACGAAGUGAUCCGAGAAUGUUGGCGUUAAUUGCUUAUAAGAGUCAUUCGGCUGAAACUGAUUCACUCACGCAAGAUGCAUUCAACAAGCGGAAAUCAGCAUACAAAUGCAUAACGGAUGCAUUGGAUCGUAUACAAGCAGACGUUCGUACCAAAUCCGGUAUAGCAUUACAGUCUGCGGUUGUUUCACGCGAUUUGAUCAUCAAUUGCGUUUUACGCUCCAAAGACGAACUCGCCAAUGUUGCGGUCUUCAAGUGGCUUUUAGCUAAUCAACUUAGCAAUGUCGUUGUUGAGAGUAAAUCGCCAUUCGCCGAAUCGUUCCUUCAUACGUUGGUGGAAGGAGGAGGAGCGAGCAGUUAUUUGGAUUUG